Molecule: messenger RNA, 813 nt
Organism: Fusarium odoratissimum NRRL 54006
Lineage: Eukaryota; Fungi; Ascomycota; Sordariomycetes; Hypocreales; Nectriaceae
Exons: 2
Coding region: 1-813 (270 amino acids)
Source: RefSeq, a predicted model, not a curated record
AUGGAACAGGCCGACGCUUUAACACACCUUACAAAAGUUCUCUUUCUGCUCUGCUGGUGUCUCUUGAACCUGCCGGACUACCAACACCCCUGCUACAAACAUGUCUGCUCCAACUUUGCUACUCUUGGCUCUCUUCUCAAGCUUGCUGGUUUAUCCUGUCCUUCCCAGCUCUCAGACAUGCUUUCUAUGGUAACCCCUCCCAGUCUUGUCCAGCUCAAGAGUCUCCCUGAUGAAGCUCCUCGCGGUCUCUGGGGUGUCUAUCUCCUCGUUUUCGAGAAACCUGGCUGUCUCCCUGCUAUCUACAUCGGUUCUGGCACUGCUUCUCAAGGCGGUGAAGGAUCGACAGUGGGUCUGGGCUUUACACCUGAGCAACUUGAAGCUAUCGCUGAGGAGAGGCGAGAACGAGAACGUGUCUACCAGGAGAAGUACAGGAAGGAGCACCUGGAGUACCACAAAGAGUACAGGAAGGAGCACCUGGAGUACCACAAAGAGUACCAGAAGUCAUUGCGCGCCAACCCUACUCCGGAGUUCCGUGCUCGCAAUAAUCGGAACAACAUUAAGCAGCAACCAGGGACCAAACUGCGGCAGCAACAGGCUGUUGCCAACAAGACUUACUACUGUCCUGUUUGUAAAGUUGCCUGUCGCGAUCAUGCCGGUCUUGUCCGCCAUAACAACACACCCAAACAUCACAAGAAGACACUCAUGGGUGACUCUGACUAUAUCUGUGGCCCUUGUGACAUUUCUUUCAAGUACCUGUCUGCUUACAAAACUCAUUGUCGCUCAAAAGGACACCUGGAACGAACUCAAUACUAA